Messenger RNA from Gaeumannomyces tritici R3-111a-1, 2290 nucleotides. RefSeq lists its product as hypothetical. The transcript is spliced from 5 exons. Lineage: Eukaryota; Fungi; Ascomycota; Sordariomycetes; Magnaporthales; Magnaporthaceae. The coding region runs from base 235 to 2202 and encodes 655 amino acids. Gene Ontology annotation, biological process: intracellular calcium ion homeostasis; calcium ion transmembrane transport. The record is from RefSeq and is a predicted model, not a curated record. Gene Ontology annotation, molecular function: calcium channel activity; calcium ion binding. Gene Ontology annotation, cellular component: membrane.
CGGCGGCAGCUGUGGCUCUGGGCGCUGCGUUACUUCCUCGUCGUGGCCGUCGUCUUCGUCGCGCUGCUGGUGCCCAUCCUGGUGACGGAGAAGGACGGCAACGUGGACCUGAGCGACGCGGCGGCCGUCAAAAGCAAGAGGAAAUCGCAGCUCAUCUACUAUGUCUUCUCGUGGCUGCUGGUGUCGUGGGUCAGCUUCGUCUUCUUCGACCUGGUCGGGCUCGCGCUGCCGUACAUGUUUCGGUUCAUAGCGAGAUAUGUGAACCCAGCGCACCAAAAGUAUUGGAGGUUCCUGCGCACUAUGAGGCUGCCUAUCUGCUUGACGUUUGGCAUCGUUAUAUGCUUCGUGUCAUUCACGUUUUUGAUCACCUUCAACCACGAGCUUGCCAUCAAGGCCAACAAGGGCCCCGACGACUUUGGCUGGGACGAUGUGAUUUCCGACAUCCUCGAGCAGGUCAGCCUCUGGGCGGGCUUCUACAUGGUGGAGAAGAUGAUGAUACUGUAUAUCUCGAUACAUUAUCACUAUCGUGGAAACAACACCAAGAUCCUCAAGUCAAAGGACAUGAUGAACGCCCUCAUCACGCUCUACGAUGCCUCGCUCUACCUCCACCCGGCGCACUCGGGCGCCUUCGACGACGAGGACGCCGUGAUCCGCGACGCGCACGGCGGGCGCGAGCACACGACGCGGCGGCGGCACGCGACCACGUACCUGUCGCGGCUCGGGGUGGACUCGUACGGCAUGGCGUCCUUCUUCGGCAACUUCGUGUCGUCGACGGACCCGCGGUCGCACUGGUUCCGCCCGUCGUCGUCGUACGCGGCCGUGGAGCGGUGCCUGUCGUCUCCGCGGGCCGCCGCGGCGCUGGCCAGGCGCAUCUGGGUGCCGCUCGCGUCGGGCGGGGCCGAGGUGCUGACGGCGGCCGACGUGGCCGAGGUGCUGGGUCCUUACCGCAAGGACGAGGCCGCGGCGGCGUUUGCGGUGCUGGACCCGGACGGCGCGGGCGACGUGCGGCUCGACGAGAUGGUCAUGGCCGUGGUCGAGGCCGGCAAGAUGCGCCACGACGUGUACAGGGGGAUGCACGCGGCCGACCACUGCAUCAACACGUUUGACUGGGUGUGCCUGACGAUGCUGGCGUUUAUCAUGAUCUUUUUCAUUAUGCUCAUCUACGUCCCCUCCAUCAAGCAGAUCCAGCAGCAGGUCUCGGUGCUGGCGGUCGGGCUGGGGUUCGCGGCGGGGCGGGCGGCGCACCACUUCCUGAUCGGGGUUGUGUACGUCUUCUUCGACCACCCGUUCGACGUGGGCGACCGGGUCGAGGUGUACAACCUGUCGUCGACGACGGCGACGGCGUGCGUGGUCAAGCGCGUGUCGCUGCUGUACACGGUCUUCCGGCGCGUCGACACGGGGUCCGACAUGCAGAUCCAGAACCAGCAGCUGGUCAUGAAGCGCGUCGAGAACAUCACGCGGUCCGGGGCGAACCGGCAGUGGCUGUCCAUGUUUGUCGACUUUACGACCUCGUUCCAGGACCUGGCCGCGCUGCGGCGCGAGCUGGCGGCCUUUGUGGCGGCGCCCGAGAACCGGCGCGACUACAUGCCCGACGUGACGUGCGGGCUCGUGGGCGUGCACGAGCUCAACAAGCUCGAGCUGCGCUGCAGCGUCGCGCACCGCAGCAACUGGGCCAACGAGCGGCUGCGGGCCGCGCGCUCAAACAAGUUCUACUGCGCCCUGCUCGCCGCCGUGCGCAAGAUCCAGCUGAGCCAGCCGGCCGGGCCGGGCGCCAUGGGCCGGCCCGUCUACACGGCGCACAUUGGCGAGGAGGCCGCGGCCAGGAUGGCGGCCACCUAUGCCGAGAGGCGCAAGGGGUUGAGGGUGGGCAAGCCGCCGGCCGCCGAGGACGAGGGCGACCGGGAGGGUGUAGAUAAGGGUGCUGCGGCGGCGACGGAGGCGGCGGACCCGUCGGCAGACCCGUCGGCGGUGCGGGAGGACCGCGAGCGCCGGGACAGGGAAAAGGAGGAGAUGGCCAAGGCGGUCGAGGCAGAGCGCGUGGCGCUGGCUACGCUGCAGAGGGUGCCGGUGGUGGAGAAGGAGACAUUGGUGGCGGCCAGUUCGGCUAUCGAGAUUAACGAGUUCAUUGGCGUGUCGACGACGGGGACGAGGAAGACGGGGACGAGGAAGACGGGGACGAGGAAGACGGGGCGCGGGUGUUGAGUUUCCGGGCAUGGUGAUGGUCUGACCAAUAUGAGGCUACCAGCCUGGGGCAGGGGGUAGACUACCUGCCGAUACCUAAUUGGAAAUC